Messenger RNA from Biomphalaria glabrata, 1255 nucleotides. Its product is annotated as THO complex subunit 6 homolog. Gene Ontology annotation, biological process: mRNA export from nucleus. Gene Ontology annotation, cellular component: THO complex; transcription export complex. The record is from RefSeq and is a predicted model, not a curated record. Gene Ontology annotation, molecular function: protein binding. The transcript is spliced from 13 exons. Bases 177 to 1202 code for a protein of 341 amino acids. Lineage: Eukaryota; Metazoa; Mollusca; Gastropoda; Planorbidae.
UGUUUUCAAAUGUAGAAUUGAAAAUGAAAGAAAGAGCUUCCUGUUUUGGCCCAUGAUUCGAAAAAUUCUUAUUUAUACCGGCGACAGAUCAUUUUUACUAUUAAAUUAUAUAUAAUUAUAGACCAGAUCUAGAUCUAGAUAAACUAGACCUCUAGAUCGUGCUAUCUUGGUCCAUUAUGCAUUUAAAAGAAUCUCGACAGGCAUGCCUUUAUAUGCUACACAAUGUUGUAUAUGAUACAAAAUUUUCUCCUUGUGGAAAGUACCUGGCAGCUGCAAAUAAAUUUGGAGAUAUUGCUCUUUUCAGUCUGACUGCUGCUCUAUCUCCUGAUGCAUCUGAUGAAUCAAAGUGUCCUAUAUUUUCCUUUCAUGUGUAUGACCAAGGAGGUAUUUACAGUCUCUGCAGCACAGACAUUUUUUUGAUUUGUGCUGGUGAAGGGGAUAUUCAAGCUUACAAAUGGUCAGACAUUAUAGCCAAAAAUCCCAAAGUUGCCUGGAGUCUCUCAAUUCCCAAAAAGGGCGUUUUUUCACAUGCUGAGAUCAAUUCUUGUGUAAUCCAUCAAGACAGUAGCAGCAUGGUUCUCUAUGCAGGAGCUGGAGACCAUCUUGUACAUUCUUGGGACAUUGAAAAUGGAUCCUACUUGAACUCAUUCAGUGGCCACACAGACUACAUACACUCUAUUGUCACAAAGGAUGAUGGGAAGAAUUUGAUUUCUGCUUCAGAAGAUGGCACUGCAGUCAUAUGGGAUGUUCGACUAAAGGAAGCAGCACAGGUUGUGAAACCCUUUGAAAAUGAAAAGUGUGCCAGGCCUCACAUUGGGAAGUGGUUGAAGUGUUUAACAGUGGAUGAAGAUAAUUAUUGGCUGCUUCUGGGAGGUGGUCCAACUUUAGCCACCUGGCACUUGAAGACACUGACACCCACUGCCACCUAUGAAACUCCUGGAGUGGCUCAACAUGUGGCUUUAUUUCAUGAAGACAAGAUUUUGUCAGCAGGAAGUAGUAACCACUUGAACCAUUGGUCAAUCGCAGGGGAACACAAGAUGGCUGUUCCUGUGAACCCUUCAUCCAUCUUUAGCAUAGACAUUAAUCACAACAGUAAAUCUAAUAAGGUUCUGACAGUAGCAGGAAGCAGUGAUAAAAUAGAUGUGUGCUCAAAUUUUGGAUACACCGCUUUCUCCCUGACAUUUGUACCUCCUCUUUCAUGAGACUAAGUUGCUGCUUGUGGAAUUCAUUUGUAAAUAAAUAUUUCUGUACUUUU